CAAAUCCACCACUUUUUUGAAAUUUGUACUACUUGAAUGGUUUGGCAUUUUCUCUGAGCCGUAGGAAACAAAACCCUAGAAAAACUCUUCACCUCUCAAUCAAUCUUCUUAUCUCAUCUUCAAAUCCUUUUCCCCAUUUUCCAAAAACCAAAACCCACCACAAAAACUCUUCAGCCAAAUACCCAAAAAGUACACUCACAAUGGCCAAAAAGAAGGCAGCCCCUCACACCCAAGAUAAACACCAAACUGAAGAGGGAAAGCAGCAGCAGCAGGUGAAAGAACACAAUCACUCUGCAGCCAUGGAAGAGGCUUCUGAGAAACUUGAAAGCCUAAAGAGCCUCAACAACAUGCUUCUCAAGGAGACCAUUGAGAAACGGCAACAGGUGGACUCACUCGUGCACGCAAAAAGCUCUCUGGAAUCGGAACUCAAAAGGUCUAACUCGGAGAAGGACGAGUUGAAGGCCCAGUUGGCUCAGCUGAACGAAGAUGUUGUUCAGUUGGAGAUUGAGAAGAAGCUGGUGUCCGUGUUUGUCUCUGUGCAGGUUGGUUACCAUGCUGAGGUGGCUGAGAAGGAGAGGGACGGGUUUCGCAAACAGAAUGAUGCGGUUGAGAAGAAAUUGGAGAGUUUAGAGAGAGAAAUGAGUGAUCUUAUGAAGGAGAAGGGUGAGAUUGAGAAGGCGAGGAUUGAAAAAGAGAGUGAGAUUGAAAGCCUUAAGGAGAAACUGAAUGCUAUUGCAUAUGAGGUUGCCCGUGAGAGGAAUGUUUCGGAGGAUAUUCGUAAGGAGAAGGAUGAAAUGAAGACGAAACUUGAUGCUCAAAUAGAGGAAUCAAAUGGGUUGAGUGUGAAAUUGGUUGAAACUGAGAAAAGAGAGAAAGAGAUUGAACUAGAAGCUGGGAAAUUAAGGGUUGAAUACAAUGCCCUUUUGGAGGAAAUCAAGGACAGAGAAAGCAAGAUUCAGUCCAUGGUGACAGAGAAGGGAUUAGUGGAGAAAAGGUUGUUGGAUUCGAAUAAGGAGAUUGAAGAACUGAGGGUGCAGAUUGAUGGGAUUGUUAGGGAAAAAGAAGGGAUUGAAGGGGAGAAAAAUGCAGAAGCUAAGAAGAGCAGUGAGUUGCAGAACACAGUCACUGGUCUCAACGAGACGGUGCUGAGUUUGCAGAAGGAGGCGGCAAAAUUGCUUGAAAAUUUGGCUGAGUUAGAGAACAAGUGUGUGGAAGGAUCCAGGAAGGAAGAUGAGAUGGAGAAGAAGAUUAAUGAACUUGUGACGGGAAACAAUGAGAAAGAGAGCAGAGUUGAGAGUUUGAUUGAAGAAAAGGGCUUUGUUGAGAAGGAAUUGGACAAGGCAUUGAAGCAGUUAGAUGAAGAGAAGAAGAAGAUUGAGCAAACUGUCACAGAGAAGAAUGAGAUGGAAGAGGCUAAAGUUGGGAGGGAGGCUGAAAUUGUUGAAUUGCAGAAACAAUUAGUUGAAUUUAAGGACUUGAUUUCUGAAUUAGAGGUGUCUUGCAAUGGUCAAGAAGAGAAAGUGAAGAAUUUGGAAUCUGAAGUUGGGAAGUAUAAGGCUGCAUUCGAGCGAGUUGCGCUUGAGAAGGAUGAGAUACAAAAGUGUUUUGAUGAUGAGAAACAGAAUGUAAUGAACAUGAAGAAACAGAUUGAAGAAAUGGAGAAACACAUUCAAGAAAUCGUUAAGGAGGUUGAACGAACCAAGGCUGAUUAUCUCAAUGUGGUUGGAGAAAAGAAAGAGAUGGAAACUCGAUGCCAAGCGUUGAACAAGGAAAUUGCUUAUGUGCAAACUUCACUUGGUGAAGCACAGAAGGAAAUCAGUGCUAUGCAGUGCAAGGUUGUAUUGGCAAACAGUAGUUCCGAGGAAAUCCUGAAUGCUUUGAGGACUGUUGCAGGUUCUAUCUGCUCGAAUGAUCAAGGAGCAAAUGGCAAUGUGCUUGGUGAAAAACAAAUGAAUGAGGAAGAUGGCAAGCCUUAUGAAGCAGAGUUGGAGGCCAUCACGAAUGCAAUCAAGAGUAAAGAGAACAAAGUAGAUGAGAUGAAGAGACAGGUUGAGUUCCUACAGCUUUCGGUAGCACAAGCACAAAAGAAGAAGAAUUUUUGGACCAUGUUAUCUUCUGCAACAACACUUUUUGCUGCAAUUUCUCUUGCAUAUGUUGCUCGUGGCCAUUGAAUGAGGGAGUCAUUUAGUUUUAUCCAAACUGUUAACCGCAAGUUCCAAGAAAGGAUUUCAGUUUUGGUCCCAUAGUUUAACCUGUUAAGGAACAUGCGCAGGUUUUUGUAAUGCUGGUAUCAUGGCCUGACAUGAUAUUUGACUGCUGUUAGCUUGUUUCAACAUCAUACUUAACAAUCUAUGACCACUUACUUUCAUGCUUCCAUAUGAAAUAAUAUGAAAUCCUUUACUUUCCUA
Molecule: messenger RNA, 2408 nt
Organism: Nicotiana attenuata
Lineage: Eukaryota; Viridiplantae; Streptophyta; Magnoliopsida; Solanales; Solanaceae
Product: intracellular protein transport protein USO1
Exons: 1
Coding region: 201-2171 (656 amino acids)
Source: RefSeq, a predicted model, not a curated record